AUGGAAGACGACGCGACCGCCCGCAUGGCUUUCAGCGGCCCCCCCUCCAAUGACAUGGCCGCCAUGGCGCUCAACAUCAACCACCUCCUCCCUAUGGACAUGUCGCUGUCUCAUGGACUGGAUUCUUUGGUCACAGGCUUCCACGACGAUUCGUGUCUCGAUCACGGCAGCUUUAACCACUGCAACAUCGCUGGGAAAAGCCAUGCUGCGAAGCCCAGAGCCCCCGCUAUGGGUCCGCGCAGCCUCUCGCAGACGCACACCCGCCAAAGGCACAGCAUCUCCAACCCGAUCCCUGCUCCCAGCGCAUCCUCGUCCGAUCCGCAGCAGCACCAGCAGCAGCAAUCUUUUCCAUCACCUUGGGACGCCAUCUUCACCCAGACCCUGCUCCAAAACAAUAUGCAUUGUACUGGCUUUGACAUCUGCCACGAAAACGAUUGCGCCGCCUCCUGCAACUCGGACUGCGAAGGCAGCUGCCCUAGCCAGUGCGACGACAAGGACCAUGGCGUCUGCUGCGACGACGAUGGUUGUGGCCCUCCUGGCCUCUGUGUCGACCAAGACUGCAAGGCACCGUCUGUGCCUUGCUCCCAAUCAGCAUGUCCCAUUUCUGACAACGAAGCCGCCGCCGCUGUUACCCUCACUUCGUUCGGAGACAAGGGCAUCACGGCCACGGCCCCUGCAUCCACAUCGCACACUGUCCCCCCGACUCCCAGCAUCGCUGAUGCCGGCUAUCUAGAUUUGCCUACAGUCCCCUGUUCGUCCCUUUCUCUGGACAACACCUUUGGCAACCUCCCCGCCUUUUCUGGUCAAAUGUGGGAUAUUGCUCCCGAGUUCAUUCUCGCCAAUCACAUUAUGCAGUACCAUGACCCGACUCAUCAAGAAAGUCACAUGCACUCAUGUAUAGCCGACAAACCCAGCUCUCUGAUGCAAAUGUGCUCUUUGCCAAAGCACAACUCAACUCCAGACGGCAUCAGCCCACACGGUGUUGAUGCUAUUUGCGGUUUCCAGAUCCAAGACCCCUACGACUUUGCUCAGCACAUCUUCCAGCAGCAUCGUCCCGCUCUCAUGGCCAAUGGAAACAACUUUCACAAGACGCUGCAAAAUGCGACCUCGCAUCACAUGCUUGAUGAUCACCAUCACCAUCAUAACCACUUCUCCUCUACCACUUCUCCCUCUACCAACCUCUCACUCGCGACAUCUCUCUCCCCCACGCCCGCCUCUCUGCCCACUCCGUCUACAAUUGAAGGCGCAAACUACUUCACUGACGUGAGGAGUGCUGUCGCUGAUGCCGCUCCCUCGGUUUCGCCGGAGGACCAAAACAUCUGCCGCUGGCUAUUGCCUGAUGGCAUGGGUGGUCACAAAAUCUGCGGCCACAGGUGCAGCAACCACAAGGCGCUGCAGGACCACUGCAAGUCAGACCACCUCAAACAGAUCAAAAAGGAUCACGCCGGUUUCUACUGCCAAUGGCAAGGCUGCACAAGACACACCACAUUUAGUCAACGCAGUAAGCUGGAGCGCCACAUGCAAGUCCACACUGGCUACAAACCCGUUCAAUGCCAUAUCUGCGGUGCUUCUCUAUCUGCCAAGCAGUCCCUUGAGCAGCACAUGCGCACUCACACUGGCGAGAAGCCUUGGGUUUGCUCGUUCGAAGGCUGCAACCAGUCCUUCAAGCAGCAAAGCGCUCUGACAAUGCACGAGCGUACACACACUGGCGCAAAGCCUUUACAAUGUGAUAUAUGUGGCAAAAAGUUUGGCGAAUCUUCCAACCUUUCCAAGCACCGUCGCAUCCACAACAUUCGUGGCUCUCACGUCUGCGAGAUUUGUGGCAAAGACUUUCACAGGUUGGACCAGCUUCGCCGACAUAUGGGUACAAACCACAAGGACAAGCCCGAAGAGGUCAGCAAGAUCCUCAGCCGCGUCAAAACGGGCAGGAUAGCCAAGCCGGCCCUCUCUGCAGAUGUCCUUGGUGGUCUUGAGCAUCCUGACAUCGUGCAGACCGUCUAG
This is a messenger RNA of Cordyceps fumosorosea ARSEF 2679, 2001 nucleotides long. Its product is annotated as Zinc finger, C2H2-type/integrase, DNA-binding protein. The record is from RefSeq and is a predicted model, not a curated record. The coding region runs from base 1 to 2001 and encodes 666 amino acids. The transcript is spliced from 2 exons. Gene Ontology annotation, molecular function: DNA-binding transcription factor activity, RNA polymerase II-specific; RNA polymerase II cis-regulatory region sequence-specific DNA binding. NCBI's taxonomy places the organism in Eukaryota, Fungi, Ascomycota, Sordariomycetes, Hypocreales, Cordycipitaceae. Gene Ontology annotation, cellular component: nucleus. Gene Ontology annotation, biological process: regulation of transcription by RNA polymerase II.